This is a messenger RNA of Sinocyclocheilus grahami, 1548 nucleotides long. Its product is annotated as bridging integrator 2-like. The record is from RefSeq and is a predicted model, not a curated record. Gene Ontology annotation, cellular component: podosome; cytoplasm; phagocytic cup. The coding region runs from base 60 to 1475 and encodes 471 amino acids. Gene Ontology annotation, biological process: phagocytosis, engulfment; plasma membrane tubulation; podosome assembly. Gene Ontology annotation, molecular function: phospholipid binding; protein binding. The transcript has 13 exons. NCBI's taxonomy places the organism in Eukaryota, Metazoa, Chordata, Actinopteri, Cypriniformes, Cyprinidae.
UGGCCAGGUAAUUUGAGGGUCUAACAAAACAUUAUUCAAGAAGAAAACAAGUGGAGAACAUGGCAGAGAGCAAGGCCAGCAUCAGCUCAAAAGGAGGGGCCAAUGUGCUUACUAAACGGGUGCAGAAACAAUUCAACAGAGCACAGGAGAAGGUGUUGCAGAGGCUUGGCAAAUCUGAGGAGACCAAAGAUGAGCACUUUGAGCAGUGUGUGACGAACCUCCAAUGCCAGCAGAGCGAUGGAUACAGAAUAUACAAGGACCUUAAAGCGUACCUCAACGCUGUCACAGUAAUGAGGGAUGCCUCAGGUCGACUGUUUCAGUCCUUGUUUGAUGCCUAUGAUGAUAAGUGGGACGGCGCAGAGGAUCUUGGGGCAGUUGUGGAGGGAGAAGACCUUCUGUGGAAAGAUUAUGAGGACAAGCUGCAUGAUCAGGCAUUAAUCACAACGGAGUCUUACAUGAGCCAGUUUCCAGAUGUCAGGGAAAAGGUGGCCAAGCGAAACAGGAAACUCGUAGACAAUGAUUCUGCUCGCCAUCACCUGACAGGGCUGCAGAAUGCUAAAAAGAAGGAUGAUAUCAAAAUUGGAAAGGCAGAGGAUGAGAUGAACGCAGCAAAGGUGAUAUUUGAGGACAUGAACAGGGAGCUGAAGCUGGAACUGCCUCUUCUAUUUGACAGUCGCAUUGGAUGCUAUGUCACAGUCUUCCAAGCCAUUUGCAACCUCAGAGACAUCUUCUACAAGGAACUUACCAAGAACAAUGAGGUUCUACAGACUGUGAUGAAAGAGCUGAGCACCCAGUAUCCAGACAAGAGCUUUGUCGUGAAGAACUUCAACCGUGCUGGUUCCUUGAAGAGAAGGUCAUUUAGAGACACGUUGUCCCCAAGAUCACUUAAAAGCUUUUAUGAUUUCCACAUGAGCUACAACCCCAGGGGAUCUCUAAGGAGAGACAACUCAUCUAGUUUUAGGUCUGACAGACCAACAUAUGGGUCAUACAGCCCUAAGCAGACAAGCCCCACCAGCCCUCAACCCCUUUAUGGGAACGUCUCUGGUGCCAAAGAUGCAAAAGGCAGCCCUACAAGAUUAGAUUAUCCUACAGAGGAAGGUCCCUCGCCCCAUGAGCCACAGCCGGAUAACACCUGCUACUCUGAAGAUAAACCAGUGGAGGAAGACAAGAAAGCCAAAAAGAAGUCCUCGCAAGCCUCCGAUCAAGAGACGCCAAACGAGGAGGAGUCUUCUGAGGAGGACAGUGAUGAGAAUGAACUGAAACCAAACUCAAAUAUCGCUGAAAGCGCCAAGAUCAAAGAUCAAAAAUCACCUGAGAAGGUGGGGAGCGAUGGGCCUUCAGGUGUGGAGAAUGGAAUAGCUCGUGACAUUAAAUCAGAUGUGGAACAAGCUGAGGCUUCAAACAAUGCUCUUACCAAGGGUGACCAUCCGUCAGGAGAGGUGAAGGAGGGAGCGACAACAGAGACCCCUAAAUAGCAGACAAAAGAGAAGACACAGAGUUUAUUGGCAAUACACUGGAAUCGGACCCAACAGAGGAUGUAAAAUGCUG